Polistes canadensis is the source of this 1079-nucleotide messenger RNA. RefSeq names its product outer dense fiber protein 3-like. The transcript has 4 exons. Bases 137 to 826 code for a protein of 229 amino acids. Lineage: Eukaryota; Metazoa; Arthropoda; Insecta; Hymenoptera; Vespidae. The record is from RefSeq and is a predicted model, not a curated record.
GGACUGUCAAUUGUUUUUUUUCUUCUAAUCAAAAUGAAGUUGACAUAAUUUCACAUAAUUUCAAGUUCAAUAUUUUCACUUUUAAUAGAUAAAAAUUUUCCUGUAAAAUAUGUAAAUUAAUUUGAAAUUUAUAACAAUGCCUCCCAGGGCGGCUAAUGCCGCGAAUAAAGCCGGUGAUAUGAAAAAACCUGCUAAGACAACGGAUGUAUCAUUUUGCGGUGUAUCCACUCCAGGACCAAAAUACAAAUUGAAAACGCUCGUUGGUCACAAAGACCAUUGCGUCUCGAAGUAUAGAAAUCCGGCAUUUACAUUUGGUCUGAGAGAAAUCUCUGAAGAUCUGUGUAGAAGUCCUGGACCAAAGUAUAUGCUUCCAGGAUUGAAACCAAAUGGCUUUAAGUUUGGAUUUCCUUUAAAAAUCACUGAUAAAACUGUUAGUCCUGGUCCGAAAUAUUCUUUACCAUCUCCUAGAAGCGGUCCUAUGUUUUCUCUAAAGUGGCGCACAGAUUACAAAAAAAGUUGUGUAACACCUGGACCUUAUAAUGUCAAGCACAUCUUUCAUGGACCUAGUUUUAGCAUAGGAUUAAAAAUUCCUGAUGUUAAAUGUGUCGGUGGACCUGGACCUUCUGCGCCAUAUAAUUUGGAUAUAAUUAAACCAGUAUCACCAAUGUUCAGUAUAGGUCUUUUACAAUCCUACAAAGACAUUUGUCGGAGUCCAGGACCUAAAUAUAAUCCUACAAAAUUAGAUCUCUCACCGCAAUAUUCUUUUGGAGUAAAACAUAGUGUCUGUUCACCACCGAACAUUACUGAAUGUGACGAUCGUUGUUAGAACAUCGAUUUAUCUGUUAAAUUCCUUUAUCCAUCUAAAGGCAGAAACGUUAGAUUAAUUUCUUUAGAGAUUUUUCCGCUUAUUUCUUUCCAAUACAAGACCACCGUUUGUGAUUCUUUAGGUUCAACAUUAAUCGUUGUAAUAGGAACAUUAUUUCCUGAAUUAGUUGACUCCACUGAUGAUGGUUCAAAUAAAAAAUUGAUGCAACGCAUAAUACAAAAGUAAACCAUUUCGAUUAAACUGAUUAUACUAA